This is a messenger RNA of Strongylocentrotus purpuratus (purple sea urchin), 5307 nucleotides long. RefSeq names its product nidogen-1. The transcript has 23 exons. The record is from RefSeq and is a predicted model, not a curated record. Gene Ontology annotation, biological process: cell-matrix adhesion. Bases 97 to 3540 code for a protein of 1147 amino acids. Gene Ontology annotation, molecular function: calcium ion binding. Lineage: Eukaryota; Metazoa; Echinodermata; Echinoidea; Camarodonta; Strongylocentrotidae.
GAGCUCUCAAGGCGAGCGAGAAACGCCUCGCGCUAGCUAGUGUAGCAGACGACGAUUGCACUAACUGAGAAAGCCUCGACUUGACAGGCAGACAUCAUGAAGCUUCUCCUUGGAAUAUUCGCAGUUCUAAUUGCUGUAGUGAAUUGUUUGCCUCGGGAUCAAUUCUUCCCUUUUGGAGAAGGUACAACGGACAAGAAGCUGAACAGGAGAAGCAAGAAGCCUCUAACCCUAUCGUUCAGAGAGCCUUUUACAUUUUUGGGAGAGGAGCAAUCCCUACUUUAUAUUGUUCGUGAUGGAUAUGUAAGCUUUUCAUCAGGAGCUCGUGGCAGUAAGAUUGCACCUUUCCAUACCAAGCUCAAGUUAAUAAGAGGUCAAAGCUCUGUCUGGUAUCGGACGACUGUAUCUUCCAACGAAGAAGAUGAGAUCAUUAAUCUUAUCCAGAGGAACUUCAGAAGCCGAGGGUCCACUGAUUUCACCACCUUCAGUCCUUCCUCAUUUGUUAUCGUCACAUGGGAGAACAUGGCAGUCCGUAACAGCGAUCAUGAAGUGAUUGGGACUGUAACUUUCCAGCUCAUCUUGGUAGCUGAUGCGAUGCAUUCCUUUGCCUUCUUCCUCUAUGAUGAAAACAAUGACUACCCUCGUCCUGAUCGUAUUGGUAGCAACAUUGAUGCUGGGUUUACCUCAGGAAAGGCUCAUAAUCAGUGGGAGUUUGAGAUGGUCUAUACCACGGAAGACAACAAGGCUGCUACUCUCUUUGAAGCCAUGAGGGACUCCAACGUUGGUAUGAAUGGGAUGUGGGCAUACAAGAUUGAUGGGCGUAUGGACGGUAACAUCAUCCCUGCAGUGGCCUACGUACCUGUCGAAAGCCUUCCCCAGAAUGACGAACCCCCACAGGAUGCAGUCAACAUCCAACUAGAUAAUACAUUUGAUGUUGUUCUAGACUUUGAGAACCAGUGUACUAGAGAGACAUGCAGUGUGGAUGGACGUUGUGUACCUUACCCUACUGGUCAUUGCUGUGCAUGCAAUGAGGGCUUCAUGGGCAACGGUAUCCACUGUUUGUCCAUCAACGACAAUGGACGUAUGAAUGGUCGUGUGAACGGGACAAUCAAUGGAGUGACCAUUCCCGACGAGGUCUAUCUCCAUACCUUCAUCAUGGGAGGAGGUGGACGCACCUUCACAGCCAUCAGUCCCGUACCCUCAUCCAUAGCUUACUCCAUGCAGAUCCUUCUGCCCAUCGGUGAGCUCAUGGGCUGGAUGUUUGCAGAACCAGCUGCUAAGGGCAUCAAUGGCUUCAUGCAAACAGGUGGAGACCUACUUUACUCUGCCAACAUCAGAUUUGAAAAUGGAGACGAGGUGAGCAUCAUCCAGAGGUAUACCGGUGUGGAUGAGAGUGAGGAAGGUGGUGGUGUUAUCGGAGGCUACGUCACCAUCGAUGGAAACGUACCAAACCUUUCACCGGGUACAUCCGUCUCCGUAGAUAGGCACUCUGAGGUCUACACCAAAUACAGACCAGGAUAUGUGUAUUCCUCUGAGCAGCGCAGCCUGGAUGCUGACGGUCAGACCAUCAGGUUCUCCAUCGAGCAGACCAUUACCUACCAGGAGUGUGAGGCUGAUGAUAUCAACACUGAUGCAUCCCUGACAGCCAUGAGGAUGAACACCACCUAUGCCUACUCCAUCUUUGAGCCUCAGGGAGAUAUCCUUCGAUACGCCAUGAUCACCAACGUAGGACCUGAUAUCGGUGUUCCCACUGAUGCCUGCCAGGAUAACAACUGUGGUACAAAUGCAGAAUGUUUCCCUCAGGCUAACACCUUUACCUGUCGGUGUAGGGCAGGAUACACUGGAAAUGGUUAUACAUGCACAGAGUCACCCAGUGACCCGUGUGACAAUAAUGACUGUGAUCGCAAUGCUAACUGCUACCCUGCUGGAAACAGCUAUACAUGCCAGUGUAACACAGGCUUCAAUGGUGAUGGGCGUGUCUGCGUUGCAGAUCAAGCAUCUGACCCAUGUGACACUAAUGAUUGUUCUCUGUAUGCCUACUGCUACCCUACAAAUGAUGGCCAGAGCUUCUACUGUCAGUGUGCUACAGGCUUCACAGGAGAUGGGCGGAACUGUGAACGAGAACAAAGAGGUAAUGCAUGUGACAACAACAACUGCAGCCCUUAUGCCUAUUGCCGGCCUCGCGGAGACACUGAUUUCACCUGUGAAUGUGCUCCAGGUUAUGUAGGAGAUGGAUACAACUGUGAAGAAGAGAGCCAGGACCCUUGCCUGAACAAUAGAUGUCAUCCCUACGCUGACUGCUCCCCCGUGCCCGGAGGAUACACUUGCUCUUGUCGAUCUGGUUACCAGGGAGAUGGGUACUUGUGUGAAGAAGCAGACCAGCUAGUGAAUUUGUGCUCUGAUUGUGGCAGGGAUGCUGACUGCCUACCAGAGGGGCGGGGCUACAGGUGUAUCUGCCGAGCUGGAUUCAAUGGCGAUGGCCUUACAUGCGAAGAUGUUGAUGAAUGCUUGGAAGGAGCUGACAUUGCCUGUGAUGCUAAUGCUCGAUGCCAGAACAACCGAGGUUCCUAUACCUGUCGCUGUAACGCUGGAUAUAGAGGAGAUGGGUUCACAUGUGAAGCGCUUCCUGAGGCUGAUGGUUCCCUGGUGUUCGGGCAGGGUAUGUCUGUGAUGAACCUGCCCCGUGAUGGUAGCGCAGGAAACAAGGUCUACAUGAAGAGCCGUCAGACAGUGGUGGGACUGGGCUAUGAUUGCCGUCAUGAGUACGUCUAUUGGACUGAUAUCUCUGGCAGGGCUAUCAUGAAGGCAUCGCUGGAUGGCAGGGAUGUCAGUGUGGUCGUCAACACAAGUUUGAGCAGCCCAGAAGGUGUAGCUGUCGAUCAUCUCAGCCGUAAUCUGUACUGGACAGACUCUGGUUUUGAUCGCAUUGAGGUUGCUAAUCUUGACGGAACCAACAGACAUGUGCUAUUUGAUACGGAUCUUGUCAAUCCUAGAGCCAUCGUCAUAGAUCCAGUUGGAGGGUACUUGUAUUGGGUUGAUUGGGACCGUAGCUACCCAAGGAUCGAGGUGUCUGGUAUGGACGGUAGCGGGCGUGCUGUCUUUUUGGAUGAAGAUCUUAUCAUGCCCAAUGGUCUCACUAUCGAUCUGGUCUCACAGCUUCUUUGCUGGGCAGAUGCUGGCACACAGAAGGUUGAGUGCAUGAAUCUUGAUGGUGAUCCACUUUCACGUUACCCAGUGUACCGUCCUGCUCAGUAUCCAUUUGGUCUGGCUUCAUUGGGUAAUAACCUGUAUUGGACAGACUGGCAAACGUCCAACAUCCAAUUCAUCAACAAGAAUGGAGGUGAGGUCCAGUCCCUUGCUCUACCACGGGGAGGCAAUGGAAGGACUUACGGUAUCGCUGCUGUUACACAAUGCACUGAUGGUAACAAUCGUUGUGCAUAUGAGAAUGGCGGAUGCAGGAACCUGUGCCUACCAGCCCCAGGGGUUAGAGCUACGUGUGUCUGCCCUAACGCCCUCGCACCCAAUGAUAUCCCCUGCAACUAAAUAUCUCCAUCUAGAUUGUUGCAACACGUGAUCAAGUUCGCUUGGUGCCGCUUGUUGUUCCUUUGCUGUGGAGGUCAUCAGACUCUCGUCUCCAUGGAGAUGCUUUGUCGACUAAUGGUGCCUAGAAAUCUGAUUUUCUCUUUUACCAAGAGAAAAUUCUGUUCUGUCAAUCUUGUAUAAUAGCUAUGUAGAAUGUUAGUUUGUGUUGUGUAACUUGAAUGUAUAUUGGCUCUUUUCUUCAUGCAUUUAAUCUUCAGGUAUGUCCAUUGUGUAUAUUUUAGCCUUCAGUUUUAUAUCACUGGUGCCUUUUUAAUCUUUGUCAAAAAUAUCCUACUUGCAAUUGAAAUGCUGCUAGUGAAACAUUGUUAAAGCUCUUCUUCUUCUUGUGUUAAAUUGCUGUGACAAAAAAACAAACGUAUUGAAUAAGUCACAGCCUUAGUCACAGUAAGUGCCUUCAAAGAUCAGAAGCUUACCUCAAUAGACAGACAUGCUUUCAUACAGUACUUAACAAUUACUAUGCAACUUUUUUUUAACCUAUCGUACAUUGAGCUGAUGUUGAUUCUUAUGAAGUAUUUUAGACAAUAUGAACAGCAAUCUUAUCUAGUAGGUAAGUUAUGCUUGUCUGUGCUACAGAAACUGAUGCAGCCUCUCGUUUUUACAAUACUAACAUUUAGAUUGGGAAUUUUUAUGCAAUUAACAUCAAAGUGUAAAAGAACAGUAAUGCUACAUACAGACUGCCUUCAGCGUCAUAAUAGUAUCAGAUAUAUAUAUAUAUAUAUAUAUAUAUAAGCAUGACAAGAACAUAACAUGUUAAGAACAGUUUGUUUAGAGAUUCACAAUGAAUGCUAAUAAUGGUCUGUAUUUUACUUUUUGUAUUGGUUUACAAUCAAGCUUUUGAUAAUUAUAUGACCAAUAGCUUCAAUUGAUAUUUUUUUAGAGCUGUAAUAAAAUCAAGAUAUCAGAGAAAUCGAGUGGCAAAUUUUACUUAUUCAUCAUGUCUAGCAAGUGAAAUUCUUGCCUACAGAGAUAGAAACCAGGCCCUUAGUAUGUAAUAGCAUUGAAAUAUCUUUCAAAUCCCUGUCUUUCUUCUGACUGUAGAGUGUAAUUGUAAGUCUUUCACAUUUUUAAUAAGCUCUCUAUUUAUAGCCACACAUAUACAGCAUGUUUAUUGAUUUUAAAGUGGGGUUGGUUUAACAACUUUAUGUAAUCCAAUUUAUCAUGUAUCAAAAUGUGAACCAUACAUAAAAGUAUAUUCAUUCAGUUAUUUACUUUGAUGGUAUUCACCCUGUAUUUGCAGUUAAAAUUUUUAGUGUUAUUUUUUUUUAUUCAGCUUUGUAUUUCAAUCUCUUCUAGUUUUAUACAUUAUACUGAUUUGGCCACUAUUCAAACUUUUAUUUCAAGUUGACUCUCACAUUUUAAUGUAAUAUAAACAGUAAGUGCUGGCUGUGAAAUAAAGUAUUUUUACAUGAACAAUGUUAUGUGGCCCUGUGUAAAGCCAUACUUGUAUGUUAAGCACCAAGAAACAAUAGUUCACCCCAACGUUAAUAGUAAUAUAUCGUGAAGUCAGAAUCAGUAAUGAAUUUGUAAUUCUCAAAUUUCUAUUGAUGUUCUCACUUUUGUUCUUACUUCUAUUUGCGACCAAUACACAUAAUGCCAACAAGUAUUAACACAUACUGCAUUUUUAUCUUUUAGUAGUGUAUGUGAACAAUUUGAGAAAUACAUUGUCAAUAAAAUGAAACACAUCCAUUUAGGUGCUAUUUGAAACAA